Molecule: messenger RNA, 381 nt
Organism: Botrytis deweyae
Lineage: Eukaryota; Fungi; Ascomycota; Leotiomycetes; Helotiales; Sclerotiniaceae
Exons: 2
Coding region: 1-381 (126 amino acids)
Biological process (GO): translation
Cellular component (GO): mitochondrial large ribosomal subunit; ribosome
Molecular function (GO): structural constituent of ribosome
Source: RefSeq, a predicted model, not a curated record
AUGUUGUGUCUACGCUGCUCUCAUGGUCUUAGGGCUACUCCAACUAUAACAAGGGCGCUUUCACAAUCCAAUGCUAUCGUUGCGAAAAGAACAUUUACUUCAAUCACGCCCCUCCGACCCACGUUAUCCCCCUUCGCAUUCAAACCCUCAACGCCUGUAGUUAUUCCUUCAGAAGCAGCACCUCUAGAUCUCCUUCCUAAGAUCUCAACACAUCCCGCUUUGAGCACAACACAAUUACGUUGUGGACCAAGAAAUACGUUCAGUCCGAGUCACUUUGUUAGGAAGAGGAGACAUGGAUUUUUGAGUAGAAUUAGGACGAGGAAGGGGAGGGCGACUCUGCAGAGGAGGAAAUCGAAGAGACGAAGUACUUUGAGUCAUUAG